AUGUACAUGAACUUCUGCAAACUCUGGGAGAUGAGCUGCAUCAACUACCAGCAGGGGACCCCGCACAAGGUGUUUCUGGUGCAGACGGUCACACAAGCCAGCCUGGAGGAUAUUCCAGGAAGAGGACAUAAGUAUCGUCUUAAAUUUUCUGUGGAAGAAAUUAUCCAAAAAGAAGUUACAGUGAACUGCACAGCUGAAGUACUGUACCCUCCAAUGGGACAAGAUACUGCACCAGAAGUCAACUUCACAUUUGAAGGAGAAAUUGGAAAAAACCCAGAUGAAGAAGAUAACACAUUUUAUCAAAGACUCAAGUCCAUGAAGGAACCACUAGAAGCACAAAAUAUUCCAGACAGUUUUGGAAAUGUACCUCCAGAAAUGAAGCCAGUUCGACAUUUAGCCUGGGUUGCCAGUGGUUAUAUAAUAUGGCAAAAUUCUACUGAAAAUACAUGGUAUAAAAUGGCAAAAAUUCAAACUGUCAAGCAAGUGCAAAGAAAUGAUGACUUCAUCGAGUUAGACUACACUAUUCUCCUUCAUGACAAUGCAUCUCAGGAGAUUAUUCCUUGGCAAAUGCAAGUUCUCUGGCAUCCACAAUAUGGUACUAAAGUAAAACAUAAUAGCCGUCUGCCAAAGGAAGCACAAUUGGAAUAAACAAGGACCAUAACACUGGAUAAAGUGUAAACACGCUUGUUAAUGAUGACCUGUAUACUAGUCUUCACUGAUAUCUAGCUUAAGGGGUUAGACAAAUCCCAAAAGUGUCAUUAUGUAUAAAUGGCCUGAUUACAGUACAGAACUAUGUAGCUUCCAUAAUAAAGCGCAUCACAGUGUCAAAGUGUCUUAUCAACAGUAACAGUGCC
Dama dama (fallow deer) is the source of this 854-nucleotide messenger RNA. Its product is annotated as latexin-like. NCBI's taxonomy places the organism in Eukaryota, Metazoa, Chordata, Mammalia, Artiodactyla, Cervidae. Gene Ontology annotation, molecular function: metalloendopeptidase inhibitor activity. The transcript has 2 exons. The coding region runs from base 1 to 648 and encodes 215 amino acids. The record is from RefSeq and is a predicted model, not a curated record.